UUUCUGUCCAAUUGGCUUGCCUGGUUCUCUCGAAUUGAGACCUAUUCUUCACUUGGCACGUCUCGGGUUCCGCCAGCAGCCGUGUCCGACCCCGUGGCAGGAUGCGUGUUGCGACCGUACACUUUGGUUUGCGGUCAGUCCCCCCUUUUCGAUCUGUGGCCGCUUUGGUUGGCUCGACGACUGAUACUCCUGCCCUUUCAUUUACCUCGACUGUUUGGCAGGCACCUCUCGGGACACUUCUUUCCCUUCACCGACGUGGAUGAAAUAUAA
Molecule: messenger RNA, 270 nt
Organism: Mesocestoides corti
Lineage: Eukaryota; Metazoa; Platyhelminthes; Cestoda; Cyclophyllidea; Mesocestoididae
Source: the annotation of a GenBank genome assembly